UUCCUUACGCGAAACGCUACCGUCUAUCCCUACCCCACUCUCCCUUCUGUCGUCCGUUAACUCGCCAGUCAAUUUCUUUCGAUUCUCUCUCCCCUCGCGAGCACACUGUUUCUUAGGUCAAUGCGAACCCUAAGACUCUUCCACUGAACUACAAUGGCGAUCGACGCUUUGCUGCUAGGGUUUUUUCCUCUCUCUCUCAAUUUUAGCCUUUUUUCCUUUUCUUCUUUCUGCAUUUUUGUCUUAUUUUGUUUCUGUAUUUGCUUUACUCGGUUGCUCUCUUAUUAACUGUUAAUACCUCUCCCCUUUAACUCUGCAAUUUUGAUUUGUUUAGGUUUUUUUUUUCUUCUUUUGAAUCAAGGUGUUUCCGUUGUUCUGCACCCUUGCAUGCUUUUCCCACGCUUUUUGUUUAUCUGGAAGUGGGAAUGCAAUUCAAUUAGAUGCCAGACAAUGUGGAUUCUCUUCAUUAUUUUAUUGGUGCAAUCGGAGAUGUUGCUCUUUUGUACGUAAUUAGAUUUGUGGCUUAAUUUCAAGUCCUGGGUGGUUUGCUUUUGGAGAGUCCUUUUAUUAAGUUUGCUGGAAGACAGGAAAUUAGUUUGUUUGAAGCAGGGGAGACUUACUAUUAUCAACUUUGAUGGCUGCAAUGGAUCCUAUAGAUAUCAGUUCUGAUAGUGAUGAUUGGUUUGAAGAUGAUGACUUUGAUACAUCACCUAUAAGGAGAUCUACUGAGUCUAGGGUUCUUCCAUCUUGGGCUACUACGGCAGGCACAGACUCUAGGAGGCAAACUCCACAUACUUCUCCCAGAAGAGAACAUGGUUCUAAUGGGAGCUCAUCAAGUGUAAAUGAUCAUUCAUUUCUAAAAUCUUCACAUCGGUUAACUACACAAGCAGAUGAUUCUUUGUAUUUUGCUGGAAAUGGGAAUAUGGGUCAACCUCGGACCGUUAAUUCUCGAAUUGCUAAUGUUUCUGGUACAGAUUAUGAGAAACUUUCUUCUCAACAAGCUCUGAAGAGGACCCUUCCUGCUUCUUUUCAUCGAUCUCCAACCAAUAGUAAACCAACCAACUUGGUGGAGAGUGGUAGUAGCAGUCAGACUCGUGAUAUUUAUGGAAGCAUGUACCAUUUGGCAGGGCCAAGUUUAACCAAUUGUAAGGGCUAUAUGAGGGACCAUUAUGGAAGGGGCAAUUAUGAGGAUGUUGUGAUGUAUGAAAACAAUGGAAGUAGGACACUGCCUCCAUCCUUGAUGCAUGGAAAGUCCAUUUCCUCGGGUCAGUUUGGUUCAAGUGACCCUGCUUAUCGUCCCAUGGUUGGCGAAGAAAGUGUUACAGGGAAUGAUGAGAGACUGAUUUAUCAAGCUGCACUGGAGGAUCUCAAUCAGCCAAAAACUGAAGCUACUCCACCUGAUGGUCUGUUGUCUGUGCCUCUUCUAAGACAUCAGAAAAUUGCAUUGGCUUGGAUGCUUCAGAAGGAAACAAGAAGCUUGCAUUGUCUAGGUGGAAUUCUAGCUGAUGAUCAGGGUCUUGGUAAAACUGUCUCAAUGAUUGCCCUCAUACAAAUGCAAAAGUCUUUGGAGUCAAAAUCAAAAUCAGAAGAUCAAUCUAAUCACAAACCUGAAGCAUUGAAUUUAGAUGACGAUGAUGAGAAUAGCCGUCCUGGUUUGGUUGAAGUCAAGCAGACUGGGGAAUCUGAUGAUAUCAAAUCAAUUCCAGAAGUAAGUACUUCUACCCGGCCAUUUAAGAGAAAGAGACCAGCUGCUGGUACUCUGGUUGUGUGUCCAGCGAGUAUUCUUCGGCAAUGGGCAAGGGAAUUGGAUGAUAAAGUUGCAGAUGAAGCUAAGCUUACUUUUCUUGUUUACCAUGGAGGUAGUCGGACAAAGGAUCCUGUUGAAUUGGCUAAGUAUGAUGUCAUUCUGACAACAUAUUCUAUUGUGACUAACGAAGUUCCAAAGCAACCUCUAGUUGAUGAGGAUGAGGUUGAUGAAAAGGAUGGGGAGAAGUAUGGAUUAUCUUCUGAAUUUUCAAUUAAUAAGAAGAAGAAGAAGACGACUAAUGUUAGUAAGAAAAGAAAGAAGGGUAGGAAGGGAAUAGAUAAUUCCUCUAUUGAUUAUGAUUGUGGUCCACUUGCUAGGGUUACUUGGUCUAGGGUGAUACUAGAUGAAGCCCAAUCGAUUAAAAAUCAUCGAACUCAAGUUGCUAGAGCCUGCUGCAGCCUUCGUGCCAAAAGAAGGUGGUGCUUAUCCGGAACACCUAUUCAAAAUGCAAUUGAUGAUUUGUAUAGCUAUUUCAGGUUUCUCAGAUACGAUCCUUAUGCUGUCUACAAAUCUUUUUACUCCACAAUAAAGGUUCCAAUAUCUAGAAAUUCACUCCAUGGUUACAAGAAACUACAAGCAGUUCUUAGGGCAAUAAUGCUGCGUCGUACAAAAGGAACAUUAAUUGAUGGGGAGCCCAUAAUUAAGUUACCUCCAAAAUCAAUAUACUUGAAGAAGGUAGAUUUCUCAGCAGAGGAGCGAGCUUUCUAUACCCGCCUAGAGGCUGAUUCACGUUCUAAAUUCAAGGCUUAUGCUGCUGCUGGUACAGUGAACCAAAACUAUGCAAACAUUCUUUUGAUGCUUUUGCGACUUCGUCAGGCCUGUGACCACCCUCUUCUUGUUAAAGGUUUUAAUUCUGACUUGUUUGGAAAAGUUUCUACAGAAAUGGCAAGGAGACUCCCUAAUGAUAUGGUGAUUGAUCUAUUGAAAUGCUUGGCUACUUCCUCUGCAAUCUGCCGCGCAUGCAAUGAUCCUCCUGAGGACCCUGUUGUUACCAUGUGUGGCCACGUUUUCUGCUAUCAAUGUCUGUCAGACUACUUGACAGGGGAUGAAAAUACGUGCCCUGCUCCUGGCUGUAAAGAACAACUUGGUUCUGAUGUUGUUUUCUCUGAAGCGACUCUUAAAAGUUGCCUGUCUGAUAAUCAUGAUGCUGGUGCUAAGCAUCCUGAAUUUGAUGAAAAAUCAAUGGUCCUACAGCAUGAGUAUUUCUCAUCAAAAAUUAGAGCUGUUCUUGAGAUUCUCCAAUCUCAUUGUCAGGUAAAGAGCCCAAGUCCAGAGCUAAAUCGUUCCACAGGAUGCAAUGGAACUUCAACAGCUUAUUUAAGCUCGUCUACUGAAGGACCAAUGAAAUCAAUUGUUUUCUCACAGUGGACUAGCAUGUUGGACUUGGUUGAGAUGUCAUUGAAUCAAUAUUGUAUACAGUACAGGAGGCUUGAUGGCACAAUGACUUUGACUGCUAGAGACAGGGCUGCCAAAGAUUUCAGCACUGAUCCUGAGGUAACUGUAAUGCUAAUGUCACUAAAGGCAGGAAAUCUUGGCUUGAAUAUGGUUGCUGCUUGCCAUGUUAUCCUUCUUGAUCUUUGGUGGAAUCCUACUACUGAAGAUCAAGCUGUAGAUCGAGCGCAUAGAAUUGGUCAGACUCGUCCUGUUACUGUAACUCGACUCACUAUUAAAGACACGGUGGAAGAUAGAAUAUUAGCCCUUCAGGAGGAGAAGAGAAAAAUGGUUGCAUCUGCAUUUGGUGAAGAUCCAAGUGGUGGCUCAGCUACUCGCUUGACAGUUGAAGAUCUCAAGUAUCUAUUUAUGGGACGCAGUGCUCCAGGAGUUUAGUGUUCUUAAGGUGAUACAAAUUUAUCUAGGAGAAAGUUUUCAGGAGUUGACAUGAAUUUUGAUCAGUAAAAGAGACAUUAGGAAUCAGUGGCUGCACUUGUAGGGCCUGCCUGGGUUGUGACUUGGUUUGGGUGGUAAUUGUUUUUUGUGUUUGGAGCCCCACAAAGGCAUUUUUGUUUUCUGCAAUUGCAGAUGAAAGCAAGUCCAAUCCACCUGUAAAUAUUAUUAAAUAUUCUCUAGUAUAUAUCAAAGCAAUAGUUUGUAGUCGAUAA
Hevea brasiliensis (rubber tree) is the source of this 3903-nucleotide messenger RNA. Its product is annotated as helicase-like transcription factor CHR28. NCBI's taxonomy places the organism in Eukaryota, Viridiplantae, Streptophyta, Magnoliopsida, Malpighiales, Euphorbiaceae. The transcript is spliced from 12 exons. The record is from RefSeq and is a predicted model, not a curated record. Gene Ontology annotation, molecular function: ATP binding; ATP-dependent chromatin remodeler activity; metal ion binding. The coding region runs from base 632 to 3631 and encodes 999 amino acids.